Sclerotinia trifoliorum is the source of this 1623-nucleotide messenger RNA. The record is from the annotation of a GenBank genome assembly. NCBI's taxonomy places the organism in Eukaryota, Fungi, Ascomycota, Leotiomycetes, Helotiales, Sclerotiniaceae.
GAUAUGACCAUUUGCUGAAGCAACCGCAAUUGUUAACACAUAUUUCCUUGAAAAUGACCUUCCAGUCCCAUCUUUCGAUAUCUCUGGUCUGUCUAGAAUUUCAAUUCCUCCUAAUGAAUACGAAGUGGCGAAAGCAUAUGCCGAAGUCUUCAGCACGACCAUGGAGCUACACCAUCUGAUGCUGGGGCCAACUGCUGUACUGAUGGGAAUUUUGGUUCGUAUCUCGCCUAGUCUGCGCUACUUCACGAAACAUUUACGGGAUGUAGGAGACUUGAGCUGACCCACGAGAUCAGCUAGUAGAUAGUCUGAGUCUACAUUGCAUUUAUGCUUAUAAGAUGGCACAUGCUUUCCCUGUCGGUACUGAGGCUACUUUUGAAGAUAUUUCAGAGAAAUGUGGUCUGAAUCUCAUCGAUACUCGCAGAAUAUUGCGUCAUGCUAUGACAAAUAAUAUCCUCCAGGAGACACGCUCUGGUAUUGUAGCCCACACUGCAGCAUCCAAACAGAUCCUUUGAUAUCGGAUUUUGUGGGCAUCGCGAGUGAAGAACGUUUUCAAGCAGCUGCAUACGUUACGUAUCAUCUCACUCGAGGGUUGCUUAGACUGACGGAGAUUUAGACAACGCAGGCGCUACAGAAAUUUGGAUAUGCGAAGGAGCCAAAUCAAUCUGUGGGUAGAUAUUUGCUUUCUCGUCAAGUGUCUUUACAUCAAUUUCGAAGGUUACAGUAGCAAUUUACUUACGAUUGGCUUUCAGGGGUUUAUUUUAGGCCAUCAAACUACCAAUGGUCUUUAUGAAGAGGUACGCUCCCACCCAUCUCGUGGCCAUCGCUGGGCCAAUGCCAUGAGUGCCUAUGCGUCAAAAAUCACCCUGGCGCCAUUGAUCAGUACUUAUGAUUGGGCAAGCCUCGGUUCCGCAACUGUUGUAGAUGUUGGCGGUGGUUAUGGUCCUGUUAGCAUUGGACUUACAAAAAGUUUUCCGUCUGAGAUUUAUCGUGCAAGAUUUUGCAGAUGUAGUUGCGGACGGUCCAGCGCAUGUACCCUCUGACAUCUCUUCCGACAGAAAUAACUUUCAUGCCAUAUGAUAUGUUAAAGCCACAAACUUUCAGAGAAGUUGACGUUCUUUUUUUCGCGCAGUACUACACAACUGGAAAGAUCAUUACUGCGUCCAACUUUUAAAAAAACCAAAUUCCGGCAUUGAAGAAAGGGUCAGUAUUGGUGAUUGUAGAGCCUCAACUGGCAGAACCGGGACAAUUGUCUUGGUUUGAAGAGAAACGAUUGAGGUGAGUGAACAGUCUAAGUUUGUGAUGAAUUCCACGAUCUUAUGUACCCUGGCUUGUAGAACAAUAGACCUUAAUAUGCUUUCAUACUUUGGAUCACGCGAAAGAUCCGUGGCUGAUUGGGAAGGAAUCAUCAAGGAAGCUGAUGAAGAGUUUGAAUUUGGGAAAGUUGCGAAUUUGGCAAUGGGGCGAAUUGUUUGAUGGUAAGUACUUUGGACUGGAGAAUAAGUCAUUCUGUAAUUGCGUGAGUAUGGGGAAACUUCUCCCAUUCUCGCAGUACUCUUUCUCGUUUUCGCUGGACUUAACCACAGUCAAUCCUGCAGGACUCUUUGUCGGUUCAACGUCUUGCUG